UUCUCACAACUAACUGUUCGCAUCUUAAACAUCUCGUUCCCAUUAGAACAUUUAUUUCAAGUGCAAGGUAAUUGUUAAUAGAUAGUUACGCUGGUCUGAUUGAUGAUAACUAUCAGGUGUUGCCCGUUACUUCGAUUUGGCCACCGUACACCGGCAUUUUUGUUUAGGUCGUUCACCUGGUGUUAGGCUUAUGAAUUCGGCUUUGUGCUGCCAUUUGCGAUAUUCAAAUGCCGAUGCAGCUUAUGAAGUAACUGUUCAUGUCUUGUAUGAUAUUUUCUGCGAACAAUUUAGACGUUUUGAGUCUCUUCUAUCUGUGCAUCUGAUGUUUCCUUUGUGACCGAUUUCAUUGGUCCAUGCCAUUUCAAUUCGGCUAACAUAAUUUAAAAGCCAAUGUAGCUAUGAUUCUUCUUCGUCUCAGUAAUUUCGUAUUAACGAACGAAUCUCUGUUGUAGAUUUAAACGGUACUAAACCAUUUAGCCUAGGAAUAUUAAAUUAGAAUGUUUCCCAUGAGAAUGUAUUGUUAAAAGCAGUGCUUCCAUUCAAACGCCAAGAUGAUGCAAGGAUUACUGGAUUCCCUCUACAAAAUCUACACAGAUUGGCGCGCUCCAAUGGCGGACGAGGCGGAGGGUCGGGUGCGGCGCGCGCCGGCGCCCCCGCCGCGGCAGGCAGCGCGGCCGCCGGAGCCCCGCCCGCGCGCGCCCCCCGCGCCCCCCGCGCCCUGCACCGCGCUCGCCGUGCGCCUGCCCGCGCCGCCGCGGCUCAUCCGGCCCUCCGAGCACCUCGCGCUGGUGCAGCGCCGCCAGCCGCCCCCGCUCACCCCCGCCGUCACCGUCGUCCACCACCCGCUCCCGCCCCCGCCCCCGCCGCACACCCCCGCGCAUCUCGUGCACCGCUCCGUCGCGCCCCCCGCGCCCCGCAUGCCCGCCCCGCGCCCCGUCAUGCGCCUGCCGCAACCACCCAGAGCAAUUCAGGCUCCCCCGGCCGUCGCUCAGCCCGUGGCGCUGCCGCCGCAGUCGUCGGCCCCGGCGCCCGUCACCGCGCUCGCCGCCGCGCCCCGCACCAUCGUCAUCCACAGGCCUGACUCCAAGCACGGCUUCGGAUUCACUUUGAGGCAUCUGGUUGUCUACCCGCCAGAGUCUCUGCAGGAGCUAUACGAGGAUGCGCGGCACCUGGCGGUGGGCGCGGUGGGCGCGCCGAUGGACACGAUCUUCGUGCGCUCAGUGAGGCCGGGCGGGCCGGCGGCGCUGGCGGGGCUGCGGGGCGGGGACCGAGUCCUAGCUGUCAACGGGGAGCCGGUGGCUUGUGGCAGGUCCAUCGCGCCCUACCCCCGCGUGGUGCAGCUGGUGCAGGGCGAGCCAAGGACGCUGAAGCUGACGGUCGUGCCGAAGGACCACGAUCUGUUGCAGAGGUACUUCAGCGAAGCGGCCUACAACCCUGAAUCCAACCAGCGCGUCGACAUGCCGGCGGUGGAAGAGUCCCGUCUAUUCGACGCGUACCGCCGCCCGCGCCCCGCGCUGCCCGCCCCGCUGGCGCCGCGGCGGGAGGACCCCGAGUACGCCACGGUGGCCUCGUUGGCGCCCCCGCGCUAUGACGUGCCGCGGCUGAUGCCGGCGCCGCAUCAUAUGCUGCAUGACAGCCGACGAGAAUCCGACACGUCCUUGCCAUCGUCCGCAACGGAGAGCAAAGACAGCCUCGGCUCAUUCGACUCGAACUCGACGCUCACCGGGCGAGAGCUCGACGACUCGAUCAUUCUCUCGCGAAUACGAAAGAGUCUCGAACAGAAGGAGGCAUUCCUACGCCGCCCGAGCCAGCCCACCGGCUGGGCUACCCCUGACCCACCGCCCAUUAAGCAGAAAGAGUUCUACGCCAGACCGCAGAAGCUACAGAAACCGGCAUGGCCUCCCCCCGCCACUUCCCCGCCGCUCGCUGCCUCACCCCCUCCGACACCCCAAAACACGGAACAGAAGAAGAAAGACGAUGAUUGUUCUGCAAGCGUCGACAGCGGUACUUACAGUGGUUAUGGCGAAGUGAACGGAACUCAACAUGAUAGGAGACCUAAACAAGACAAGAGCCAUUUUGUAGCGACGCUGUCCAAGAUACAGGAGACUGCUCCGAGCAUAAUGAGCACGAAUGUUGGGACGGUGACUAAUGGGAAUGGAACUCACGAUCAUAAAGAAGAUGGCCAUCAGCAACAAAACAAUCAGGAUAAUAGAUACCCAGUCCCCGAGCUCCAGCUAGUAACAGCCCGUACGCGGCAACUCGAAGAGGCGCGCGGAGGGACGGAGCGAAGGACAGAGGUAGCGAGGAGCGAACUGGCGAGGCUCUCCACAACGCGACUAGAGCCCAGCGUAGCGCUGCGGCGGAGGGAGUACGAGACUAGAUCCACGAGGAGGGAAGCUCGCUCCCUGGAUGUACAGCCGCAGCAUGACAUAGAGCACGAGGCGGCCCUCGGCGGCAGUCUGUCCGGCAACCAGCUCAUGAUCACCGGCAGCAAGCACCUGCACUGCCCGCCGCCUGACGGUUACGUGCCCGAAACAGAGAAGGUUCAGAUGAGAACUCGGUCCAACAGCACCGGCAGUGAAGGAUUGUCCAUUAGAAGACAUCAUGCCUCAGAUGGCAGUCACGCGAAGCGACGAAUGGGGCUCAACCGGGAACAAAUGGAGGCGUUGAACGGAGAGACUCGGGCGCAGCGGCCGACGCAGCUGACACUCGCGCCGUCGUCGCCGGGAGCAUCUUCUGCCUCUGUCUCUCCCACGCCCAGCACGCCGGCGGACUCAGGUUUUGCUGAUGACUCGGUCACCAGACGACAGAAGAAAGAUGCGCAGUUGGGAGCGGAGGAGGAGCGUGCCAUGAGACGGGUAUCCUACCUGAAGGCGACGUGGGGUGACCGCCUGCAUCUGGACAGCGAUCCAGAACCGGAGAUCGAUCAUCACGCACUGAGAACUGCAUACCGCAAGUGGCGCCCUCCGCGGUUCACGGAGGAUAUUACUCCGCUGCUGAGAAUAUUCGACCCCCACGCUACCCUCCCCCCGCGCUCUGACAAGAAAGGCGAGAAUGGCACGAACGACACGGUGGAAGAGCCUAUCGAAGGGGACAUCCAGGGGAACGUGCAGAUCAAAAUGGUGGUCAGCAAUGGAAAGCGCGCCAGCGACAGGUCGUGGAAGCAGGUGUGGGCCGUCCUCCACGGGAACAAGCUGUACAUCUACCGACACCAUCCCAGUCAGAGCCCCGGCGCAGUGAGCGGGUCGGGCUCGGGCGCGGAGACAGGCUCCAGGGACGCUCUGGACGUGCGCUACUCGCUGGCAGCCCUAGCUGAUGACUACACCAAGCGGAAGCAUGUCGUCCGGGUCACCACCGCGGCUGGGGAACUGCUGUUGCAGGCGGAAGGUCCAGCGGACGCCCAGCGCUGGCUGGCGGCGCUGCGGCGGCACUCGGCGGAGCCCCCGCCCGCGGACCCCGCGCCCCCCGCGCUGCCCGCGCCCCCCGCCGACGCCUCGCCGCUACCGCCACAGCGCACCAAGAAGAUCGGCCGGAAUAGGUCGCCGACUGGUCCGCCGACACCCACGCUGCCCUCCUCCCCCAAGAACAAGACGUGGAAGGGGCGCAUGGCGAAGCAGCUGCGCCGCAUGCACGGCGGCGGCGCGCCCAGCGCCCCCGCGCCCACGGGCUGGCUGGGGGCGCCAUUGGAGAGGUGUCCGUCCGACGCCGCGAGUCCGCUGGUGCCUAAAGCCGUCACGCUGCCCGCUUCUGCUGUUGAGGCAUACGGCCUCCGCACAGUAGGCGUGUACCGCGUGCCCGGCAACGCGGCGGGCGUGGCGGCGCUGGCAGCGGCCCUGGACCGCGGGGAGCCCCCUCCAGAUGACGACCCGCGCUGGGCCGACGUGCACGUCGCGUCCAGUCUGUUGAAGAACUAUCUGAGGCGGCUGCCCGACCCGCUGUUGACUACUGAGCUUUAUCCGCUGUUUAUUGCGGCAGACCGUUCCCCGGAGCGCGCGCGCGAGCUGCGACGCCUCGUGCACGCCCUACCCCCGGCACACUACGAGACGCUCAAGUACCUCGUCGAGCACCUGCGCCGCGUCGUCAAACAUUCCGAGUUCAACAAGAUGGAAGCCAGGAAUUUGGCCAUCGUGUUUGGGCCAACGUUGGUGCGCGGCGCCAGCGACGAUAUGAUGGCCAUGGUUAAUGAUAUGAGCAGCCAGUGCCGGAUUAUCGAGUCUUUUCUUAAGCAUUACGACUGGUACUUCGAGGAAGAAGACACGGGCCGGGAGCCGCCACUGGACCCGCCGCCCGCGUCCGACGAGCUCGCGCCCGCGCCCGCGCCCUCUAGGGACCUGCUGAUACACAAUGUGAAGAAGAUCGAGGGCAAAGACGUGUCAACCCGAGACAUAGUCAGCUCUAUCAUCUCCGCGGCGAACCGCAAGAUCCAGCGCAAGCCCCGUACUAAGACCACGAGCGAGAGCAAGAAGUGGGCCGAGCCGGACAAGCAGGCGUCGCCGCCGACGUCGCCGCCGCCGCAUCUUACUACGUCGCUGGCGGAGUAUGAUGGGUUGCCGCACCCGCGGUAUCGGGAUGGGGGUAACAAAUUGGAGAUGGAGGCAAUGGUCGCUAUGAGUCGCAAUCGGCAAGAAAUGACGCGGCACACGCACACACUCACAAACUUCUCAAUAGACGGCGCGGGCGACCUGGUGUCGUCGCUGACCAGCACGUUCGACGCGAAGCUGCGCACGCUGAACAACGCGUCCCCGCUGGACGACGCCAGCAUCCCGUACGCGGACGAGGAGGAGGACGCGUCGUCGCGCUCGUCCAGUGGAGGCGGCUCCCCCCCCGGCGGCUCCCCCCCCGGCCCGCGCGCGCGCGAGCUCAAGGCGGCCUGGCUGGCGCGCGACCACCGCGCCUCCUCCAGCUCCAGCGACGAGCCCUGGCCGCGCCGCUCCGACCCCGACGACUCGGAGAAGGAGAACCGCGCCGCGCCCGCCCCCGCCCCCGCCGCGCCGCCCGCCCCCCGCGCGCCCGACUCCGACAAGGACGUGGACACGCGCUCGCAGGCCUCCGACCGCGCCGACAACGACCAGUACGUGGGCCGCGCACUGCGCCUGUCCAACCCCGAGUGCGGCAAGCGCAGCCUGGAGGGCGUCCCGCGCCGCCCCGACGCCGACGCCAAGCUCAAGCGCUCCGAGUCGCUGUCGCGCGCCGCCCCGCGCCCCGCGCCGCGCCUGCACCGCUCCGACUCGCUCGGGAAGGGCUCGCCCUGCAAGCUGGAGAAGGGCGAGUGGAACGCGGUGCGGCGGCGCGAGGCGGCGUGGCGCUCCACCAAGCUCAAGCGCAAGAACGGCAUGCCGGAGCGCGGCAUCAAGCGGCGGCACACGGUGGGCGGGACCAAGGACUUCGACAAGGACGGCUGGAGCGCGCGCCACACGCGCACGUCCAGCCCCGACCUGACCGCGGGCGCGUGGCCGCCGCCGCCGCGCGCGCCGCUCGAGUCGCACGUGUGACGGCACUCCGCGCCCGACCUGCGCGCGCUGUGAGCGCCCCUGGUCAGCCGUCAGCGCCCCCGCACAGCCGCCAGCGCCCCCGCACAGCCGCCAGCGCCCCCGGUCUGCUGUGAGCGCCCCUAAACGCGCCCGAGCCACUCGCCGCUACAGAGAGAGGCUAUUUUUUUGAUUCAUUCAACUGACUGAAUAGAUUAGGUCACAAAUAUCUAACAUCUUUAAUUAUUACAUGUAAUACUCAAGUCAUUAUUCUAUACAUACACACGAGACGUUCAUAAUAAUACAAUAUUGCAGAUUGUAACGAAAUAGGUGUAUCAUAUUAAAAAUAUAGACAUAUUAUGUACAAGUUAAAGAGCAGACGAUUUGUUAAAAAUAGUGCAAUACACUUUAAAUAUUUUGAUUAGAAAAAAAUGUUAUUACUGAAAUCGAAAAUUUAUUAGUCAAAAUUAUAUGGACUUAGCUCACUAAAUAAUGCCAAAGAAAUGAUUAUGAAAGUGACAUAUUAUGAAAUGAGACGAAGCAAGAAAGGUCGGUAUGGUGACGGAAUGAAUGCAAGGAUGACGUGAUCAACGAAACUCAACACCAUAUCAAGGAAAUGUAUAUUAUGACAUUCUAUAUUAUAGAAGCCGUGGUGCUAGCGCGCCACUAGUCCCUAGUGGCACUCCCUGUGUAGUCCCGAACUACUGUCCCGGAGCGUGGCGCUGCCCACCAUAUUACAGACAUUCAAAGUGCAAAUAUGAAGCAUAAUAUAAUAAUAAAUAGUGCUACUGUUAGUUAGUAACUACAUAAUGAAAUGAGAUUUAGCUAAGUCGAACCGGCUUACGUAGUUCUAAGUUAGAGAUAAUGUUCCCGCGGGAUUAACUAUGACCACAAUGUAACACCAUUUAAUUAAGGUAUUAGGAAGAGAUAAGAUUACUCGGGUAUCUGAAUAAUUAUAAAUUAUAAUUGUAUGGAAAACAAGAAGCAUACAUUAUCUACUUGCCUUCGCAAAUAGUUCUCUAGAAAUCUAGAAUAUUCUAGAAAGUUCAACUCUUAUGCACAACUGUACACUUACGAACUUAUACGUUUAUGAAUUAAAGUUACCUUAUACUUUUCUAUUACAUUAAUUCGGCAAUGAACGAAGUAGACAUUGGUAAAUAUAUUUAAUUGAAGGCUUAUAUUUUUGAAUCGAAUGGUUUUUUGAAUUGUAAAUAUCGAAUGCAAUAAUCCUAAAACAUGAACAGUAACCGAGUACGCACUAAGCUACAAUAGGUACGUCUUUAGUUAAUGUAUACUAACUUACAUUGCAGUGAUAAUAUUAAAAGUGAUUCUUUUAGCUUUGUAUAAAUUGUACAUUUCUUAUUAUGAUUAAUUUAUAUUAAAUUUGUUAUCGUAGCUUUGUUGAAUGCAAUUAUUUUUAUUGUUUUGUCUAUUAACGAUGAUUUUAGACGUAAAUUCAAUUUGUUAUUUAUUUACGGAAGCUGUAAAACGCAAUUCGAUAUUUUUAUUGUAUAGUUGUAAAUAUUCGCCUGUGGAGCCUAAACAAGUAUCAGCGUUUCGUUCUUUAGAUUUUUUUGGAAAUUUUAUACCAUCUUUACGUUAAGACGAUCUCAAGUUUGUUGAAUGUUUGCAAAGCGUUCCUUUUAAAGUUUUAUUUGUAAAUAUUAUAUUUUAAUGUAGGAACCGUGAAUUUAGUAAUUUACCGCAGCAUAUAGUAGAAGAGGCGGCCGCGGCCCGGCUGCCUCAUUUUGAGGUUCUGAUACUUUAUUCAAUAUCUUCGUGUAAUCACCUAUGAAAUUCAAACACCAUAAAGACAUCGCAAAUGUGAAUACAACUCAGGUUAACAAUAUUUUGUCAUUGUGUAUAUUUUGGAGCAAUGGAAAUAAAAUAUUGAAUCAAUUUAA
Messenger RNA from Plutella xylostella (diamondback moth), 7372 nucleotides. RefSeq names its product Rho GTPase activating protein at 19D (gene RhoGAP19D). Gene Ontology annotation, biological process: signal transduction. Lineage: Eukaryota; Metazoa; Arthropoda; Insecta; Lepidoptera; Plutellidae. The record is from RefSeq and is a predicted model, not a curated record. Gene Ontology annotation, molecular function: protein binding.